Venustampulla echinocandica is the source of this 1881-nucleotide messenger RNA. RefSeq names its product putative ABC transporter ATP-binding protein ARB1. Gene Ontology annotation, molecular function: ATP hydrolysis activity; ATP binding. NCBI's taxonomy places the organism in Eukaryota, Fungi, Ascomycota, Leotiomycetes, Helotiales, Pleuroascaceae. The transcript is spliced from 3 exons. The coding region runs from base 1 to 1881 and encodes 626 amino acids. The record is from RefSeq and is a predicted model, not a curated record.
AUGGUUUCCGCAUCCAAAGCCGCGCGCGACGCCAAAAGAGCCGCAGAGGGCAAGCUUCCCAAGAAGACGGUCGCCUCGAGAUCCAAGGCGGGGUCAAAGACUGCUUCAGGCGCCUCUUCAGUCGCCGGCGACGAUACGCCGCCUCUGGUCGAUGCCGAUGCCGCAACCUCCUCGAAGAACAUGGCGGAGGUGAAGAGACUGGCGGAACAGAUGGACAAGCACGGUCUCUCCGAUCGUGUCACCACCGGCGUUCUCAGCUCCCUCAAGCAAAGUCGAGAUGUCAAGAUGACAUCCAUCUCGCUGGUCUUCCACGGUCGGGUCCUCAUCACCGAUACUACUCUCGAACUUACCUACGGUAAGAGGUAUGGUCUCCUCGGAGAGAACGGCUGUGGCAAGUCGACAUUUUUGAAGUCUCUCGCCAAGCGCGAAUUUCCCAUCCCAGACCACAUCGACAUAUACUUGCUCAAUGAGGGUGCCCCACCUAGUGAGUUGGGCGCGCUGGAAUGGGUUGUGAGGGAAGCAGAAAACGAGAUGGACAGACUCGACAAGCAAGCGGAGCAAAUUCUGGAAGAUGAUGGACCUGAGAGCCCGGUUCUCAUGGAUCUUUAUGAGCGUAUGGAAACCAUGGAUCCGUCCACCUUUGCAACGCGCGCAUCUCUCAUUCUCACCGGUCUUGGGUUCAACAAAAAGACCAUCACAAAGAAAACGAAAGAUAUGUCCGGUGGGUGGCGUAUGCGUGUGGCCUUGGCCAAGGCUCUCUUUGUCAAGCCUUCCCUUCUCUUACUCGAUGACCCGACGGCACAUUUGGAUCUCGAGGCAUGUGUGUGGCUCGAGGAAUACCUGAAGAAAUGGGACCGCACCUUGGUUCUUGUUUCCCACAGUAUGGAUUUCCUGAACGGCGUCUGCACGACCAUGAUCGAUAUGAGAGAUAGAAAGCUCAUGUACUAUGGUGGUAACUACGAUUCAUACUCGAAGACGCGAAAUGAGCAGGAGACCAACCAAAUGAAGGCCUACCAUAAACAACAAGACGAAAUUGUUCACAUCAAGAAAUUCAUCGCGUCGGCCGGUACCUACGCCAACUUGGUCAGGCAGGCCAAGUCCCGACAGAAGAUUUUGGACAAGAUGGAGGCAGAUGGUUUCAUCCAGCCCGUCGCCCACGAUCGUGUCUUCACGUUCCGAUUCGCGGACGUUGAAAAACUUCCCCCCCCAGUGCUGUCAUUCGACGAUGUCACCUUCUCCUACUCUGGUGAUCCAAAGGACGAUCUCUACCGCCAUCUGGAUCUUGGUGUGGAUAUGGACUCUCGAACAGCCCUGGUCGGGCCUAACGGUGUUGGAAAGUCAACUCUACUGAAGCUCAUGACAGGCAAGCUUUCACCCACAGGGGGUGUCGUCUCGCGCCACACUCACUUGAAGAUGGGCGUGUACAGUCAACAUUCCGCCGAGCAGCUAGACCUCACCAAGUCCGCUCUCGACUUCGUCCGAGACAAGUAUUCCGACAAGAGUCAGGAUUACCAGUACUGGAGACAGCAGCUCGGAAAGUAUGGCCUCAGCGGCGAGUCUCAAACGGCCUUGAUGGGCACCUUAUCCGAGGGCCAGAAAUCCCGUAUCGUGUUCGCUCUUUUGGCUAUUGACGGGCCCAAUAUGCUUCUGUUGGAUGAGCCUACCAACGGCUUGGAUAUCCCGACGAUCGACAGUUUGGCGGAUGCCAUCAAUGCGUUCACUGGCGGUGUUGUUGUUGUUUCUCACGAUUUCAGAUUGCUCGAUAAGAUUGCAAAGGAUAUCAUGGUGUGCGAGCACCAGUCCAUCCACCGAUGGGAUGGCACUAUUGGGGAGUAUAAGAACCACCUGAGGAAGAAGAUGGUGGCGGCAGGUGCAGUCUAG